Messenger RNA from Glycine soja, 1534 nucleotides. Its product is annotated as OTU domain-containing protein At3g57810-like. The record is from RefSeq and is a predicted model, not a curated record. Gene Ontology annotation, biological process: protein deubiquitination; endoplasmic reticulum unfolded protein response. The transcript has 5 exons. Bases 166 to 1050 code for a protein of 294 amino acids. Gene Ontology annotation, molecular function: cysteine-type deubiquitinase activity. Gene Ontology annotation, cellular component: cytosol; nucleus. NCBI's taxonomy places the organism in Eukaryota, Viridiplantae, Streptophyta, Magnoliopsida, Fabales, Fabaceae.
UCCCACGCGUAUGGGCGAUGAUUUGUAUUUGAUUUUGAUGAUUCCAAUAAUAAUAUUCAUCUUUCUCUCUACUCUCUAGUGCUGGGACUUGUCUCACACAUGGAAACUACUACGUGCGUAGGAUAACAACCAACAAACCUAGCGCACGAUAGCCCUCCAUCACCCAUGCUUGGAGUACUCUGCGCCACUCGCUCCAAACCUUGGCUCUUCUCCCUCGUCCACGCCUCCCUUCCUCGCCUAUCCCAUGCCCCUCUCUCACCUUCCGCCUCGCCGCCGCCCCGUCGCCGCCAUUCCACCGCCUGCAAACUCUUUCUCUCCGCUGGCGGCGCCGCCUCCAUAUGGCACGCCAUCAUGCCCCGAGUGAAUGACGACGACGGAUUCCGACGCGGCGUUGUUGCGUUUCAUGACAUGAAGGGAGAGGGAUCGUGGAAUGUCGCUUGGGACGCGCGACCGGCACGGUGGCUCCACCGUCCCGACUCCGCGUGGCUCCUCUUUGGCGUCUGUGCUUGUCUCGCGCCGCCGUCGAGUUGCGUGGACGCUGACACCAAUACCGAUGCAAUCGCUGUAGACGAAAGUUGCCGCCUUCUCGAUAAGGAACGGGAGGAGUAUGAGGUUUCUGCUGAUUACAGAGUCACUGGGGUACCUGCGGAUGGUCGGUGUUUGUUUAGAGCAAUAGCUCAUGGAGCUUGCUUGAGAAAUGGGGAAAAAGCACCUGACGAGAAUCGUCAGAGGGAAUUGGCUGAUGAACUAAGAGCUAAAGUCGUAGAUGAGCUGAUGAAAAGGCGCGAGGAAACAGAGUGGUUUAUCGAAGGGGAUUUCGAUACAUAUGUGCAGAGAAUUCAACAGCCAUAUGUAUGGGGCGGAGAACCAGAGCUAUUGAUGGCUUCUCAUGUUUUGAAGACACCAAUUUCUGUUUUCAUGAGAGACACAGGCUCGGUUGAUUUGGUAAACAUAGCAAAAUAUGGUGAAGAAUACAGGAACGAUAAGGAGAUUUCCAUCAAUGUGCUAUUUCAUGGGUAUGGUCACUACGACAUACUAGAGACCUUAUGAUAUGACCAUAAUUACACCUGAAAAUUGAAAAUAAACACUUAGUACAGCACAAAACUUACUUGCCUUGAUGGUGCAGUUUAAGACUUCUCAAGUAAAGAGCUUUUUUGAGGGGUCAUUUUAGGAGUGUUUCAGUGAAUUUAGUAACUUUUUGCAACUGUAGUUCAGCUGCAGGGAACUUCCAUUCGAUUCAACAUGCUGCUGGUGGAAUUUUUGUAGUUUGUUUGUUGUCAUCUGAUGUUAAGAAGUCAAUAUACCACAAUUAUCAUAGGAAGAAAAUGAUGAUAAUUUGCUACAAUAGUAAUUUGGGAUUUGUGAUUGGCAUUAGCAAGUGAAACGUGGAUUUUACAGGGCAUUGAUUUUACUUGACUAUAUAUUUUGAUGAAAGAUGAAAAGAGAAGGAAAGGUUCUGUAAUCAUUUUAAUAUUUGUAUAGUUUCUUAACAUUAGGAAUUAUCAUGUGAUCGUACAAAAUCUUUAAUUUUUCA